Messenger RNA from Cimex lectularius (bed bug), 1929 nucleotides. Its product is annotated as T-complex protein 1 subunit zeta-like. Lineage: Eukaryota; Metazoa; Arthropoda; Insecta; Hemiptera; Cimicidae. Gene Ontology annotation, biological process: protein folding. Bases 158 to 1756 code for a protein of 532 amino acids. Gene Ontology annotation, molecular function: ATP hydrolysis activity; ATP-dependent protein folding chaperone; ATP binding. The transcript is spliced from 11 exons. Gene Ontology annotation, cellular component: chaperonin-containing T-complex. The record is from RefSeq and is a predicted model, not a curated record.
UAACUUAUCCUCCCACAUUGAGCUGUUUAGGUCGCUAAGCCUUCAAUCGUCCAAAACUGCAAACACGUGAUAGCCGAUUUUCGUUUUUUGACAAAUAGAUAAAUUUUGAGAUCCCGUCAGAUUUUGAAACCGGGUUUGAACUCGUUUAAAUAAAACGAUGGCUUCUAUUAGUUACGUGAAUCCGAAGGCGGAAUACGUGAAAGCCGCCCAGGCGUUGAACCUCAACAUCACAGCGGCCCGGGGCCUCCAGGACGUGAUGAAGACCAACUUGGGGCCGAAAGGGACGAUGAAAAUGCUCGUCUCCGGGUCCGGCGAAAUCCGCAUCACGAAAGACGGAAACGUUUUGCUGCACGACAUGCAAAUUCAGCACCCUACUGUAGCCCUUAUUGCACGAACUUGCACUGCCAUGGAUGACAAUACUGGCGAUGGUACGACCUCUACAGUACUAAUGAUCGCCGAGUUUUUAAAACAAGCUGAUAUGUACAUAUCAGAGGGUGUUCACCCAAGAACAAUUACAGAAGGUUUUGGUUUGGCUCGCAAUCAUUGUUUGAAAGCUCUUGAAAAUUUCAAAUUGCCUUACAAUGGAGAGAGGGAUUUAUUGUACGCUGUAGCGAAAACGUCACUUAAUACCAAACUUCCUUCUCACCUGGCCGAUAUCCUGACAGAUGCAUGCGUUGAUGCUGUCCUUGCGGUUAAAGAAAUCGGAAAUUCCAUUGAUCUCCACAUGGUUGAAAUUAUGACUAUGAAAUCCAAGUUAGAAACUGAAACAAAAUUGGUUGAUGGCAUUGUCUUAGAUCAUGGGGCUCGUCAUCCGAAUAUGCCCAAACGAUUGACCAAUGCAUACAUUCUCACUUGUAAUGUUAGCUUGGAAUAUGAAAAGACUGAGGUGAAUUCAGGAUUUUUCUACAAGUCAGCUGAAGAAAGAGAUAAACUUGUUUUGUCUGAAAGGGAAUUUAUUCAAAAGAGGGUUAACAAGAUAAUAGAAUUGAAGAAGAAAGUCUGUGAUGGUACCGACAAGGGCUUUGUCGUCAUAAAUCAAAAGGGAAUUGACCCGAUUUCUCUAGACGCUUUAGCGAAAGAGGGAAUUUUGGCAUUGAGAAGGGCUAAAAAGAGGAAUAUGGAAAGAUUGACCCUUGCUUGUGGAGGUGCUCCAAUGAACAGUGUUGAUGAUUUAACUGAAGAUUGCUUAGGGCAUGCUGGUCUUGUUUAUGAAUAUGUUUUGGGUGAAAAUAAGUAUACUUUUGUAAUGGAAUGUGCUAAACCACAGAGCGUUACCAUCCUUAUCCACGGACCAACACAAUACGCAAUUACUCAGAUAAAAGAUGCAGUCCGUGACGGUUUGAGGGCUAUCAAGAACACCAUCGACGAUGGUUGCUUACUUCCUGGCGGUGGUGCCAUUGAAGUAUCGCUUAGACGUGAACUGCUUAAAUACGCUGACAGCAUUACUGAUAGAAAUAAAGUUGGUAUCAAAGCAUUUGCAGAUGCACUUCUUAUAAUCCCGAAAGUACUUGCUGUGAACGGAGGCCAUGAUCCUCAGGAAAUUAUUGGUUUGCUCGAUGUCGAAUCAAAGGAUUCUCUUAAGUUUCAAUUCGGAUUGGACAUUGACACCGGCAAACCUAUGAUUCCGAGUCAAGUCGGAGUGUACGACAAUUUUUCUGUUAAACGGCAAUCCAUAAUAUCAAGUGUUGUCGUCGCCAGCAAUCUUCUCCUUGUUGAUGAAGUUAUGAGGGCUGGUUUAUCUUCCCUCAAAGGAUAAAAAUAAUUUGUCUUUAACUACUUACCGCUUUAUUGCUAUUUGCUUUAUUUAACCCAGUUUUUUGUUUUUUAAGUUAAUAUAUAGUUUCUAAAAGGUUUAUCCUUGAACACCUAAUACUACAUUACACUAUAAUUUUACAGCUGUAAAAUAAAAUUAUUUUUCAAGUUUUUUAA